Messenger RNA from Rhopalosiphum maidis (corn leaf aphid), 1870 nucleotides. Its product is annotated as probable cytochrome P450 6a13. The transcript has 4 exons. Bases 214 to 1731 code for a protein of 505 amino acids. Gene Ontology annotation, molecular function: monooxygenase activity; oxidoreductase activity, acting on paired donors, with incorporation or reduction of molecular oxygen; heme binding. NCBI's taxonomy places the organism in Eukaryota, Metazoa, Arthropoda, Insecta, Hemiptera, Aphididae. The record is from RefSeq and is a predicted model, not a curated record.
ACAAUUGCUGAUAGAUGAUGCUUUAAAUCCCACUCGUGGACGGUGAAUUCGGAUUCAUAUAUACGACUAUACGAGUACAAUUUUACAUAAACGCAGUUCUCGUGUGGAGUCGGUUUCGAGUGAAAUAAAUUUAAUUAUUGCGAUAUUAUCAUACGUACAUUAUAUUUUUAAAAGAGUAUUGAAAUUUUAAUUUUAAUAUCGGUGAUUAAUACCAUGAUUUCGAGUUUGAUCGGUUUUUUGUUCGACACUCCUGUUAUUAGUGCAGUAGCCGUCAUCGCGGCGUUUAUUUAUUAUUAUACGACCAACACAUACGACAAAUGGCUAAAGUUGAACGUACCGCACGACCGACCGUGGCCGCUAGUGGGCAACACGGUUAAGAUGUUGACUUUGGUCGAACACCAGUUGACCACCAUCGACGGAAUUUAUAAACGAUUUGCCAGCGAAAAAUAUUGUGGUUUCUAUCAGAUGAAGACACCGUUCCUGAUGAUUAGAGACCCAGAACUGAUCAAUAAUAUAUUAAUCAAGGAUUUCUCGUACUUCCCAGACCGAGGUUUCCACAAGGAUCCUGCAUUGAAUAUAAUGGCUAACGCGUUAUUCUUCAUGGAGGGGUCUAAGUGGAAGGUGAUGAGACAGAAACUGAGCCCGGGGUUCACGUCGGGCAAGCUGAAGCUCGCUCACGACCAAAUAGCAGAGUGCAGCGACGAGCUGAUGCGAUUUAUCAGGGCUAAAAUGGAAGAAAACGAUCAGAUCGAAGUCAAGGAGACCAUGGGAAAGUACUCAACAGACGUAAUCGGAACGUGCGCAUUCGGUUUGAAAUUGGACACCGUCAAGAACGACGAUUCCGAUUUCCGGGUGUACGCCCGGAAAAUAUUAAAGAUGAACUUCCGGUUUUUGUUGACCGAAACGGUGUCACCGAAAAUAUUGAAACUGUUAGGAAUCGCCGAGCUCUCGCCCGAAGCUUCUGCGUUUUAUGAUUCUGCAUUCAAUGAAGUAAUCAGGUACAGGGAGGAAAACGGCAUAGUUAGACAUGACGUGGCACAGAGCUUAAUACAAGCGAGAAAAGAGUUGGUGCUUGACUCAACCGACGAAAAUGAAUUUACUGAACAGGAUAUUAUCGCAAAUGCAAUCCUGAUGUUUUUGGCCGGUUUUGAACCUGUGUCUUCCACGUUGAGUUUCUGUUUGUAUCAAUUAGCACUGAACCAACACAUCCAAGACAAAAUGCGUGACGAAAUGAAUUCGAAAUUGAAACAACACGGACAACUGAACAAUGAAUUUUUGGUGGAUCUUCAUUACACCGAUAUGGUUUUGGCGGAAACAGAACGUAUGUAUGUAGUGACAAAUGCGCUAUUUAGAGAAGCUGUGAAGACAUAUAACGUACCUAAUGAUUCGUUGGUGAUUGAAAAGGGAACAAAGAUCAUGAUUCCUGUUAACAGUAUUCAUCACGAUCCAAAGUAUUACCCUGAUCCGUACACCUUUGACCCGGAAAGGUUUUCACCGGAAGAAAAGGCAAAACGACAAUCCGGUAUUUACCUACCGUUUGGCGAUGGACCGCGAUUUUGCAUAGGAAAAAGAUUUGCUGAACUGGAAAUUAAAAUGGUUCUAUCACAAAUAUUGACGACGUUCCAAAUUUUGCCAUGUGAAAAAACAGAAGUUCCGCUUAAGCUACAAAAUGGAUUACCUAUGAUGGUGGCAAAAAAUGGCAUUUGGUUACGUUUUCAAUCCAUUUCUUAAUAAGUAUUAUAGUAUUAUACUCCCCUAAGUCUAUGAUGAUUAUGUAAUUUGUAUGACAUAUAAAGUAAUAAUAACUAAUAUAUAUAUAUAUAAUAUAUACUGUAGCAUAUACUUUAUUGAGUAUGAUAUUAUAUAAGUU